UCACGAAAGCGGCCGGCGUUGAUGUCGGUGGCUUCGACGGAGGGCUCACUACCUCCGGGAGGAACUCCGGUGGAUCGGGAAGUGAUAGGAAGUGAUGGAAAACAGAGUGACGUACCAAAAGAAGCAGAUAUGGUUUUGAAUGAACAAGUGAUCGAGAAAGAGGAACUAAGUGUUGUAGGGCAACAGAAGAAAUCGGGAUCGUGGGCAGGGGUGGUGCAAUCGAAUCAAAAAAUGCAUCGAUAUGAAUACAAGGUUGAUGACGUGAAUGGAGUGCCCACUAUCAAGGUUCCAAAAGAAGUUGUGGAGAACUCGCCGCCACUAUGGGAAACUUUACUGGUUGGAAAAUUUCUUGAUACAGCCCCUUACAUUGGAAAAAUUCAUGUGCUCGUAAACAGGAUCUGGCCCCUAUCGGAUAAAUCUGUGAAGAUCGAUGUUUUUGUUGUUGACAAAACCACAGUUAAAUUUAGAAUUAAGGAUGAGGUGGUCAGAAACAGAGUUUUAAAAAGGAGAAUGUGGAAUUUGUGCAAUGUGCCGAGUUUGUUUUCAAAAAUUGGAGUCCUAUUGCGGAAGAAGGUGCAAACCCGAGCUGCAAUCUAUUUCCAUUAUGGGUUAAGGUCAAGAAUGUGCCCCGUUCCCAUGUUUGCGUGGAAAGGGUUAUCUUUUUUGACAAGCCCAAUUGGUGCACCGAAGAGUCUACAUCCUGAAAACAGAGUUGUGUACAAGCUUUGAAGAAGCAAAGGUGUUUUGUGGAGGCAGAUUUAACGAAGGAACUCCCAAAAUGCUAUACAUUUGAUAUGGAAAAUG
Molecule: messenger RNA, 804 nt
Organism: Eutrema salsugineum
Lineage: Eukaryota; Viridiplantae; Streptophyta; Magnoliopsida; Brassicales; Brassicaceae
Exons: 1
Coding region: 22-729 (235 amino acids)
Source: RefSeq, a predicted model, not a curated record